This is a messenger RNA of Macadamia integrifolia, 1580 nucleotides long. Its product is annotated as UDP-xylose transporter 1-like. Gene Ontology annotation, cellular component: Golgi apparatus. Gene Ontology annotation, molecular function: UDP-xylose transmembrane transporter activity; antiporter activity. Bases 213 to 1259 code for a protein of 348 amino acids. NCBI's taxonomy places the organism in Eukaryota, Viridiplantae, Streptophyta, Magnoliopsida, Proteales, Proteaceae. The transcript is spliced from 9 exons. The record is from RefSeq and is a predicted model, not a curated record.
GCCAAGCUUCUCUCUCUCUCUCUCUCUCUCUCUCUCUCUCUCUCUCUCUCUCUCUCUUCGUAUAGUCUUCUCUUCCCCUCCUCCUUAACAAACAUUCUGCCCUGAACUCUUGGGUCGCAGCUUUCAUGGAACUUUAGGUGCUAUUCUUCUCCAGAAAGGGUACAGGUUUUCCAAGAUUGUUGAUUUUAUUGAAGAUUCCAAAAAGAAUAAAUAUGGGGGAAAUACAUAGCUUCCAAUUGGGUGUUGUUGGUGCUCUAGCACUUUCAGUUGCUUCAUCAGUUUCCAUAGUCAUCUGCAACAAAGCUUUGAUGAGCAAUCUUGGCUUCCCAUUUGCAACAACAUUAACAAGUUGGCAUCUAAUGGUUACAUUUUGUACCCUUCACGUCGCGCAACGUUUCAAUGUAUUCGAGUCUAAAUCCAUUGACAUGAAGACAGUAAUGCUCUUUGGCAUUCUAAAUGGAGUUUCAAUUGGAUUUCUCAAUUUAAGCCUUGGGUUCAAUUCCAUUGGUUUCUAUCAGAUGACAAAGCUUGCAAUCAUACCCUUCACUGUAUUAUUGGAGACUGUCUUCCUGAAAAAGCAAUUUAGCCAGAAGAUAAAAUUUUCUCUUUCUCUGUUACUUAUUGGAGUUGGCAUUGCAUCCAUAACUGAUCUUCAACUCAAUCUUACGGGAUCUAUUCUCUCUAUUUUGGCGAUUGCAACGACUUGCGUUGGUCAAAUUCUGACAAACACAAUACAGAAGAGAUUGAAUGUAUCAUCUACACAGCUGUUGUACCAGUCAGCCCCAUUUCAAGCAGCCAUACUAUUUGUUUCAGGUCCCUUAGUAGAUCAGUGCCUCACAAAGCAAAAUGUCUUUGCCUACCGUUACAACUCUCUGGUCUUGGGAUUCAUCAUCCUUUCAUGCGUGAUUUCAGUCUCUGUGAACUUCAGUACCUUCCUCGUGAUCGGCAAGACAUCACCAGUGACUUACCAAGUUCUGGGUCAUCUAAAGACAUGCCUUGUCCUCACCUUUGGCUAUACUUUACUACAUGACCCCUUCACACAGAGGAACAUUAUUGGCAUCUUAAUUGCCAUGUUUGGGAUGGGCUUGUAUUCUUACUUCUGUACCCAUGAGAGUAAGAAGAAACAGAUCAUCGAUCUCUCUACAGUGUCUCAGAUCAAAGAUAAGGAGACUACACCACUUUUGGCAAGCAAGAACAUGGGUCUUGAAGACAAAGAAGGUCUUGAAGUUAGAAAAUCAACCAAAGACUCUCUAGUCUAGCCCUUCAUCUCAUUAUUUUGGUCUGAGUGUAAAUGUUUUCAUUCUUUAAAUAAAUCCCUUGGUCAUAAUGAAGAGAGAGAGAGAGGUGGAAAAGGUUGUAUUACCUAGGGUUACAGCAAGUCUAUGAUUUUUGUGGAAGUCACAAAUACAUCUUAGCCAUCCAUGACCAAGGCUUUUCUCAUCUAAAUUGUCUAUUUUGCAAAGCUAGAAAGCAUAAUAACCAUCUAUAUUUGUAGUUUUCCUUCGCCACUUGGUGAACGAGAGAAAAUAUUCAGCCACUUUUUUAUGAACUGUCAAAUAAGCAUCAAUAGUUCUGAGCCA